This is a messenger RNA of Leptomonas pyrrhocoris, 2184 nucleotides long. RefSeq names its product putative mitochondrial 2,4-dienoyl-coa reductase fadh1. The coding region runs from base 1 to 2184 and encodes 727 amino acids. The transcript has a single exon. Lineage: Eukaryota; Euglenozoa; Kinetoplastea; Trypanosomatida; Trypanosomatidae. Gene Ontology annotation, molecular function: FMN binding; oxidoreductase activity. The record is from RefSeq and is a predicted model, not a curated record.
AUGCCUUCACCGUUAACGCCGGCAGCCGCGACGGCGGUCAUCGCAGGGCCGAAGCUGUUCACGCCCAUUCGCAUUAGUCCUCACAUCGAGCUCCCCAACCGGUUUUACAUGCAGCCGAUCUACCUCAACAUGGAGAACGAGCUGCCGCUGUGCAGCGACGCGCACAUGUCCGCGAUGGCGGCCUUCUUUGGGGAGCGCGCCCACUUCGGGGCGAAGCUGAUCGUCGUCGGCGGCUUAGGCACCUCGAAGUUCGGUCGCUGGAAGAAAGAUGCGCUGACCUUGGGCACCUUUGACGCGGCCAAGGCGCUGUCACGCGUGACGAAGACGGUGCACCAGGAGGGCGGCUACGUGUUGGCGCAGGCCUUCCACUCCGGCCGUGCCGCCCGCAAGCGUUUCUUCCUCUCCUCCACGUCCGCCCGUUCCACGGUGCAGCCGUUUCCGCGCGCCUUCCCGCUUCGCAUUCCGGGCUUUAUGAUCAACUACGUCGUCUCGGAGUACGAGCGGUUCGCGCGGCUCGCCGAGGAGGCCGGCUUUGAUGGGAUCGAAAUACCCGUGAGUGAGGGCAGCCUCUUGCACAACUUCCUCUCCCCUGCGGUAAACACCCGCCGCGACAAGUUCGGCGGGUCGCUGGAGCGCCGCAUUGAGAUGACGGCUCGCGUGCUCGAGACAAUCAAGAACUCUCUCGCCCACCCUGGCAAGUUCGUCGUCUCCGUGCGGCUCUGUCUGCACGACUUAAAGGUCGGCGGCAGCUCCAUGGCGGAGACGCUGCAGUGCGCCGAGGUGCUCGCCAAGAGCGGCCGCGUCGACAUCCUGAACACCAGCGUCGGCAUGCAUGACUCUCCGGUGCAGACGCUGUCCGCCUACGUUCCACACGGAGCCUUCACCCGGGCGUGUCAACUGGUGAAGGAGCGCCUGGUGGCGGCCGGCGCGGCGGAUCUGCCGGUGGUAGCGUCCCAUCGCCUCAACUCCCUCGAGCUCUCGGAGAAGCUCCUCGACAGGGGCGUGUGUGACAUGAUCGGCCUCGCUCGUCCCCUGCUGGCGGACCCGCAGUACAUCGCCAACGCCGCCGCAGGACGCAGCGAGGACAGCAUCCCUUGCAUCGGCUGCAAUCACUGUGUGAACCGCUUGUACAAGCACCAGCGUAUCACCUGCGCGCUGAACCCCAUCUCCGGCUACGAGCUGCAGCGCGGCUGGCAGCCGGCAAAGUACCGCAAAACCAUCGCCGUCGUCGGUGCCGGGGCGGCGGGUGUGACGUGUGCGCUCACCUUGUGGCGCCGGGGCCACGACGUGACCCUUUUCGAAAGGAACGCCGUGAUUGGCGGUCAGCUGAACUGGGCGAAGCGCGUCCCGGGCAAGGAGAGCUACCAGGAGGUGCUGGAGUACUGGACGCGGCAGCUGCGGCAGUCGUCGAUCAACGUGCGCCUCAACACCGAGUUCACCCGCGAGGAGGUGGCGCGCAAUCACCAGUUCUUUCACGCGGUCGUCAUGGCGCACGGGUCGGUGCCGCGGGCAAUCUCCUCGCACGUUUUCCCCGGUGCGUCGGAGUGCCCGUUGAUUGUGCCCUUUAGCCGCAUUCUCGACGGCAGCGUCACGGCGGGUCGACGCGUGGUGAUCAUCGGCAACGGCGCCAUCUCGCACGACGUCGCGUCCUUCCUGCUGCAUGACCCGCGUGUGGCGCGGGAGGUCUCCUUCUACCUGGAUGAGUGGGGGGUGAACCUGGAGCAGGGUACGGUUCUAGAACACCCAGAGGUGCGCAUGCCACGCAACAACCGCGAGGUGACGAUCUUCCAAAAGGCGGACAAGGACGCGGACCUGUCGCGUGGCUGGGGCUGGACGCAGAAGCGGUGGAUCCGUCACCACGACAGCGCCGUCAUUCGGCACGGCAUGAUUGAGAACUUCGAUGCGGGCGGAGUACACAUCUCCAUUUUGCCGCCAGACAGCCGGAAGUUCUACGUCCCGUGUGACACGAUCGUGUGGUGUAUCGGCAUGCUGCCGAACAUCACGUACGGCACGUGGGUGUAUGAAUGGAUGAAGGACGGGGCGAACACGCGGGGUGAGAUGAUUAGGGAUUUCGCGCUGUACACGUGCGGCUCGUGCCGCGACAGCGUGACGGGGGACGGCCAUGGCGAGCAGGAUAUGCUGCAAGCGGUGCAAGAGGGAUACGAGAUUGGUUACAAGGUCUGA